UCAGGAAAAGGCUGUCAGAAUGGACUAAAGUUGGAAUCUCCAUGGAGAAACAUGGACUGGACAGAAGAGCGAAGGACAAGCUUGAUGGAGACAAUCACCUCCUACAGACCGAGCUGUGAGGAGGUGCCUCAGGCCCGGAUUCUCCUCCUGGGCCCGGUCAGUUCUGGAAAGUCGAGCUUCAUCAGUUCAGUCCAGUCUGUGUUUAAUGGAAGAGUCACCAACCGGGCCAUGGUGGGCUCCUUCUCAUCCGGUUUUACCAAAAAGCUGCAGUCCUUCAACAUUCGGGGUAAGAAGGGUGAGGGUCAUACUGGGCUGGUGCUGUGUGAUACCAUGGGUAUGAGUGAAGACGGGAUGACCGGACUGACUCUUCAUGACAUCCUGUCAGUCGUUAAAGGCCAUGUUCCUGAAGGACACAAGUUUAGCCCAGACCAGCCAGUCUCCGCCUCAGAAACUGUGGGCUAUGUGAAGAGGCCGAGCCUUAAAGACAAAGUCCACUGUGUUGUCUUUGUGGUGGACGCCUCAAAAAUCACAACUUACCCCAAAGGCCUGAGCACCACAUUUAAACAGCUCAGAAAGCACAUCAGUGACCUGGGUGUUCACCAGGUGGCGCUGCUCACCCACGUGGACCAAGUUUGUUUGCAAACUGCCAAAGAUGUCACUGGUGUUUAUGAGAGCCGCACAAUUCAAGAUGUGAUGGGUAAAGCCGCCGCUCUGUUGGGCAUGUCCACCUCCUACAUCGUUCCAGUGAAAAACUACUCGUCAGAGCUGGACCUGGAUGUAAACACAGAUGUGCUGCUUAUCAGUGCUGUUGAUCACAUCCUGCAGUAUGCUGACCUGUAUUUCCAGGACAACGCACCACAUAACAAAGAGCUCAAGACAGCCCUGGAUCUCUGAUUUCUGAGCAUUUAGAUUAGGAGCAUCAUUUAAUUGCUCCUGUUUCAAUGUGUUAGAGAAGAGAGUUUUCAUUUGUAACAAAAACUUGUGUUUCAGUUGUUU
Molecule: messenger RNA, 996 nt
Organism: Pelmatolapia mariae (spotted tilapia)
Lineage: Eukaryota; Metazoa; Chordata; Actinopteri; Cichliformes; Cichlidae
Product: interferon-induced protein 44-like
Exons: 7
Coding region: 52-894 (280 amino acids)
Biological process (GO): immune response
Source: RefSeq, a predicted model, not a curated record